UAUCAGCAUGGUGUGUAGUUAGCAGUUAGAGGGGGCAGAGACACGGUUCCUUGAGCCUCGGUUUCUGCAUUUGUAAAAAGGGUGUUGCUUUGAAGGAUAAAUGCAAAGGUUUUCAAAUGACUUGGUGUAUCAAUGAAAAGGGCCUACAUUGCAGGAGGUGAACAAUAGAUGCUUGUCUCCUGCUUUCAUCUCUCGGACUUUGGAGGUGGGGAGAGUGACCCGUGUACUUCUGCUGACUUUGUGGAUCUUGGGAUUGGCUGAAUAGCUUGACCUGAUUUUUGGAUGCCCUCUCCUGCUUCUCACCCUCCCCGGCUUUGGAAUAGAUGUUCUGGGGGCUGAAGGAUUUGUUUUCGUAUCUUCCCAGGAGGAGGGUUGCCUUGCUGUUUGUGGGUCUUCUGGAGGAUGCUUGCUUUAGGAGAUCCUAGAAAGAAGACAUUUUCUUUAAUGAAGGACCUCACCAGCAAAAGAAAUCAGUAGAAAUUGUAUUGGGCCACAAAUCCAAAUUUUUGUAAAACCUGGAUUUUUGACCCACUCAGGGGACUGGUGCAGGACUAAACCAAUUGGCCCCAAAUCCUCUUUUCUCAGCCGUGAGAAGCAGGAGUUGAUGGCUGGGCUCCUGGAAUCACCCACGCCGUGCCCUAUAGUAUUCCGAUUCAAGUACCUUUGGUGGGAUGCGUGAGCCCUAGUCUGUGGUGAAAGACAGAUGGUCCCUUCCGGAGCUUCCAAACGUCUAGAUCCAGGUACCUGGUUCAAGCCUCCUCCGAGACGGUGCUAGUAAAAGCACUUCUUGCAGCCACUUCUGUGUCUGGUGGUCUCCUAGCCACAUGUCUCAUGAAGGCGGGGAAACUGGAAAUAAAUAGGUGGGCAAAAGGCAGGACCAAAGCAAAGCUUGAAUGAAGCUGGAGGCAGGGAGCUUGUCCAUCAUUGCUGUCUCCCUCUAUCUACUCUGGAGAGGACUAAAGACGGGGCUGUGAUAAGAUCCCAGCCUCCCUCAUCCAAGAAGCAGCAGUUUGCUGGUUUCGAGCAGACUUAGGAGCCGAAAGGCCUAGGUUUCCAUCUUCACUGCAAAGCCGUUUGACCUUGAGCCAUUUAUUCGGCUUCUGUUUCGCCAUCUGUAAGAGGAUAAUAAUACUGCCUGCUUCAGAAGAGUACCUAUCUCAGAGGGUUGCCGUGAGGGUUAGAUGAAUAAAUGUGAAGCUGUACCAUGAAGUAGCAUAGGAAGCACUAUAUUCAGGUCAGCUAGUGAUACUGUUUCUGUAGGUAAUUAUGAAGGUUGUCGAUUAUGUGUUUUCAAACAGUUGCAGCCGCUUCCAGAAAUGUCAACAGCAUCUUGUUCCUUCUAGGGAAGAAAAAAGGUCUGAGCUGUGGCCUCAGCCCUUCUCAGGUCUCCGCACGUGUUUUAGUUAAUGAUUCCCUCAUUUGCCUUAAUCUGUAAACAGCUGAUACUCAUUUGUGAGAAGGAGAACAGCGAUUUCUCCUUGAUCCUCAUGACCCCACCCCUGGCCAGGACUGGCUGAAAUAUGCUUGGUUUCUGCCACUCCGACCUUGGGGUCUGGCUUGCCUGGUGAAGGAGGAGAGAGACCAGCAAAUACCUACGGUUGAUUCAGCCCGUGCUCCGUGUCAGGCCCUGGGUUUGUCUGGCUUGAUGUGUCAUUUCUCUUGACUGUCCUGUGCAGGGCGUACACAUCCUGACUCCCCCUGUGCUCCAUUUUCAGGCCUAACGAGGAAGAACUGAGGAUGAAGAGGGCGGAAGAAAGUAGCCCUGCUGUGGCAGAGCGUCCCAAGGUCCGGGAGUCAGUGGGUCCCCUGGUGGCCCCCACCCCUCUCCGUCCAUGGCCCCAGAUGACACUUCAGGUUUCUGAAGUUACAGUGACCGGCAAACCCCCAGAGGAAGGUGAUGUCCCCAGAAGCAGUCCGCCAGUGGCUUUCACAGAAGUUCCCCGGGCACCAGCCAUCAGGAUUCCCCUCUCUUCCUCUCUCUGUGGCCUGGGUGGGUCUCCCAGGGACCAGGCCUCAGGGCCCGAUGCGAGUGAGGGGGCAGCCGGGCCUCUCCUGGAACCCAGCCAGCGACAGGUGGAAGCCCCGUGGGAAGUGUCCAGCGAGAAUGGAAGGGGCCGAAAGGACUCCGUGGUGGGGGCUGUUAAGGAUGAGCCCUCCAGGGGUCUGGAGGCUAUGAGUGGGUUGGAGGAGCUGCUUGGCGAGGACACCAUUGACCAGGAGCUGGAGCAGCUCUACCUGUCCCACCUGAGCCGCCUGCGAGCUGCUGUGGCUGCUGGUGGGGCAGGAGGUGGGGGGGAGGGCCCCACAGAUGGGGGGGUGUCCCCCAGCCACCCUCUGGGCAUACUCACGGACCGCGACCUGAUCUUAAAGUGGCCUGGCCCUGAGCGGGCCCUGAACAGUGCCCUGGCUGAGGAGAUCACACUGCAUUAUGCCCGGCUGGGGCGUGGUGUGGAGCUUAUCAAGGACACCGAGGACCCAGAUGAGGAUGGGGAGGGGGAAGAGGGGCUCUCCAUUAUACCCUCCAGCCCAGAAGGGGACACCCCCAAGGAAUCGCCUCCAGAAAUCCUUUCUGGGGUCCGUUCUGUGGUAGCCACUGUAGGAGAUGUGUGGCUCCCAUGGGCAGGGGGCUCGGGAUGCGACAGCCCUGCGGUUCUGGGUAUAGAGGGUCAAUUCCCUGGGGCUCCAGAGAAGGGGAUGGGCAGGGACACUGACUCUCUGCAUAUGAAUAGGAUGAUAGCUGGGGUGACUGGGUCCCCGGAGGGGACAGAAGCCCGGAUGGAGUUUACCACCGGGACAGCAGACAGCUUGGUUCCUAUAUCCAGCAGGGAGCCAACUGCUCCAGUCCUGCGGGGGCAAAAUCUCCCCCUCCUUGGUCCCUUGGGGGCUGAAGUCUAUCCUUCCAGCCUGGCCAGGCCCCAUGUGAGCUCCCAGGAUGAAGAGGGUUCAGGCCCAAGCCUUGAGCCCCCAAAGAGGUCUCCUACCCGAGCAGCCUCUGCAGAGUGUGUGUGUAUAUUGCCUCCCCAGCUCCGGGGGCCCUUGACCCAGACUCUGGGGGUCCUGGCUGGGCUGGUGGUGGUCCCUGUGGCUCUGAACAGUGGUAUGUCCCUCCUGGUGCUUGCGCUGUGCCUCUCUCUGGCCUGGUUCUCAUAAGAGCCGCUCAUGAGAUCAGCAAUAACAGGCUUCCCCCUCUCUGGGGUCUGGGGAGGGGCAGCCCCUGCACUGCCCCCUCCCAGAGAGUUCCGAUGGGAUGUGUGGCCUGCACAAUGAGGGGUUCUUUGCUUCUGAGAAAGCUCAAUGGGAGAGAGGCCUUCCUGUCCCUGAGCUCUCCAGUCAGCAUGGCACUCCCUGUGAUGAUACCAGUGGAGAGAAACGGCACGGGUAGAUGGUGUAAGUGAAAACUUGCAGAAUGGAACCGGGCAUGUCUUCCCUUCCCCCGCCCCACCCCAAGCCUGUAUUUAUUUUUGUAUAAUUCUCUGGAUGAGGGAGAGUGGUCAUGAGCUGGUCUUGGGGCACAAUUACCCAGAGAUAUAUUUAUUAACAGCCAACCUGUGCAACCUGCUGGAGCUUUAUUUUUAAUUUAAUUUAUAUAGAGUACCUAUUAUUAUAUGCCACAAUAGAGCUCUAUGAGAAACGA
Camelus dromedarius (Arabian camel) is the source of this 3634-nucleotide messenger RNA. RefSeq names its product protein phosphatase 1 regulatory subunit 3F (gene PPP1R3F). Lineage: Eukaryota; Metazoa; Chordata; Mammalia; Artiodactyla; Camelidae. Bases 1738 to 3150 code for a protein of 470 amino acids. Gene Ontology annotation, biological process: regulation of glycogen biosynthetic process. The transcript is spliced from 4 exons. The record is from RefSeq and is a predicted model, not a curated record. Gene Ontology annotation, molecular function: protein phosphatase 1 binding; glycogen binding. Gene Ontology annotation, cellular component: protein phosphatase type 1 complex.